Coregonus sp. 'balchen' is the source of this 10680-nucleotide messenger RNA. Lineage: Eukaryota; Metazoa; Chordata; Actinopteri; Salmoniformes; Salmonidae. The record is from the annotation of a GenBank genome assembly.
AUGUCGCGGCAGCCCGGUGCCGUCCCGCCCCCUCACCCUGCCGGGGGUGUGGCCUCUGGCGCAGGGCCCAAUCAGGGCGCAGGGGCCCCUCCCGGUUACCUGGGCAACCAGCAGCAGGCGGCCAUGAUGAAACAGAUGAUGGUGAUGGAGCAGGAGAAGAGAGUCCAGCUCCACAUGAUGGAACAACAGAAACAACAGCUAAUGAGAGAGCAGAGACAACAACAACAACAACAACAACAACUACUGGCUGAACAGGUGAGAGGAGGGAGGGAGAUGAAGGGACAGACCAGAGAGGGGGAGGAGGAGCAGGUGGAUGUGGGGACAUGAUUACCGCACCGUCUCUCUCUUUCUCCCCCGUCUGUCUGUGUUGCAAAUUAAUCACCAAAGCGUCUCCUCUCCUCUUUAGCUGUCUAUAUAUAUACACACACACACACACAGUCACAGACACAUAGUCACAGACACACAGUCACAGACACACAGUCACAGACACACAGUCACAGACACACAGUCACAGACACACAGUCACAGACACAGUCACAGACACACAGUCACACAUUUAUAAUCAGCUCUCACGUUUACUAACAUCCCCCUCUACACUAACCCCCUCCCGAUGCUUUAGGAUUCCUUUGAUGUCCUCAGAUAGUGUGUGUGUGUGUGUGUGUGUGUGUGUGUGUGUGUGUGUGUACACAACACCUGCUGUGAUAAUUUGGUGUUUUACUUGUAUUUUUCCCUCUGUGUGGAAACUGGUGUUAAAGAGUUCUGAACUCCCUAAGUCACACACACACACACACACACACACACACACACACACACACACACACACAGCAAGUUGAAUGUGAUUGGCACAACACAACAUGCAGACAUGCAUACUAUUAUCUCCUGAUUUUCUCUCUAUACCUGUUGUGUUCUAAAUGAACAUUCUAAGUUGUUACUGGGUUACUAGAAUUAACCUGACAGACUAUAGCUAUAUAUACUGGGUUACUAGAAUUAACCUGCCAGACUAUAGCUAUAUAUACUGGGUUACUAGAAUUAACCUGCCAGACUAUAGCUAUAUAUACUGGGUACUAGAAUUAACCUGCACGACUAUAGCUAUAUAUACUGGGUACUAGAAUUAACCUGCCAAGACUAUAGCUAUAUAUACUGGGGUUACUAGAAUUAACCUGACAGACUAUAGCUAUAUAUACUGGGUUACUAGAAUUAACACUGACAGGACUAUAGCUAUAUAUACUGGGUUACUAGAAUUAACCUGACAGGACUAUAGCUAUAUAUACUGGGUUACUAGAAUUAACCUGACAGACUAUCGCGAUAUAUACUGGGUUACUAGGAAUUAACCUCGCCAGACUAUAGCUAUAUAUACUGGGUUACUAGAAUUAACCUGCCAGACUAUAGCUAUAUAUACUGGGUUACUAGAAUUAACCUGACAGACUAUAGCUAUAUAUACUGGGUUACUAGAAUUAACCUGACAGACUAUAGCUAUAUAUACUGGGUUACUAGAAUUAACCUCCAGACUAUAGCUAUAUACUGGGUUACUAGAAUUAACCUGCCCAGACUAUAGCUAUAUAUACUGGGUUACUAGAAUUAACCUGCCAGACUAUAGCAUAUAUACUGGGUUACUAGAAUUAACCUGACAAAACUAUAGCUAUAUAUACUGGGUUACUAGAAUUAACCUGACAGACUAUAGCUAUAUAUACUGGGUUACUAGAAUUAACCUGCCAGACUAUAGCUAUAUAUACUGGGUUACUAGAAUUAACCUGCCAGGACUAUAGCUAUAUAUACUGGGUUACUAGAAUUAACCUGCCAGACUAUAGCCAUAUAUACUGGGUUACUAGAAUUAACCUCACAGACUAUAGCUAUAUAUACUGGGUUACUAGAAUUAACCUGACAGACUAUAGCUAUAUAUACUGGGUUACUAGAAUUAACCUGCCAGACUAUAGCUAUAUAUACUGGGUUACUAGAAUAACCUGCACAGACUAUAGCUAUAUAUACUGGGUUACUAGAAUUAACCUGACAGACUAUAGCUAUAUAUACUGGGUUACUAGAAUUAACCUGCCAGACUAUAGCUAUAUAUACUGGGUUACUAGAAUUAACCUGACAGACUAUAGCAUAUAUACUGGGUUACUAUAAUUAACCUGCCAGACUAUAGCUAUAUAUACUGGGUACUAGAAUUAACCUGACAGACUAUAGCUAUAUAUACUGGGUUACUAGAAUUAACCUGACAGACUAUAGCUAUAUAUACUGGGUUACUAGAAUUAACCUGCCAGACUAUAGCUAUAUAUACUGGGUUACUAGAAUUAACCUGCCAGACUAUAGCUAUAUAUACUGGGUUACUAGAAUUAACCUGACAGACUAUAGCUAUAUAUACUGGGUUACUAGAAUUAACCUGCCAGACUAUAGCUAUAUAUACUGGGUUACUAGAAUUAACCUGACAGACUAUAGCUAUAUAUACUGGGUUACUAGAAUUAACCUGCCAGACUAUAGCUAUAUAUACUGGUUACUAGAAUUAACCUGACAGACUAUAGCUAUAUAUACUGGGUUACUAGAAUUAACCUGCCAGACUAUAGCGAUAUAUACUGGGUUACUAGAAUUAACCUGACAGACUAUAGCUAUAUAACUGGGUUACUAGAAUUAACCUGCCAGACUAUAGCUAUAUAUACUGGGUUACUAGAAUUAACCUGACAGACUAUAGCUAUAUAUACUGGGUUACUAGAAUUAACCUGACAGACUAUAGCUAUAUAUACUGGGUUACUAGAAUUAACCUGCCAGACUAUAGCUAUAUAUACUGGGUUACUAGAAUUAACCUGCCAGACUAUAGCUAUAUAUACUGGGUUACUAGAAUUAACCUGACAGACUAUAGCUAUAUAUACUGGGUUACUAGAAUUAACCUGACAGACUAUAGCUAUAUAUACUGGGUUACUAGAAUUAACCUGACAGACUAUAGCUAUAUAUACUGGGUUACUAGAAUUAACCUGACAGACACUGAUUCAAGAUUGACAACAAACAGAGAUAAAUUGUUGUGCACUAAAUGAACAUUCUUAAUUGAGUGACAUUAUACACACUCCAGACUACCUAUUUAUAACAGGUUCGUACAGUUAGUUUGACAACAUUUUAUGUGAAGGGUUAGGCAUAUUGUCAGGCAUAUUGUACUAACUGUAUUGCUUUUUCAUGGUUGUUUCCAGGUGAUAGUAGCCUGUACGUUUUGGCUACUGAUUGAAUUGACCUUUAAUAAUGUCAUGGAACAGGAAGUGAUGCCAUAGAACAGGAAUUGAUGUGGUUGUGUCUGUUCUUCUUCUGUGGUCGUGUGUGUGUGUAUAGCUCCAGCAGCAGCAGCAGCAGCAGCAGCAGCAGCAUCUCCCCAGACAGAUGGUCCAGGGUCAGAGAAACCCCUACCCCCAGGUCAACCAGUACCAAGGUAACAUAUUAUACACCCCUACCCCCAGGUCAACCAGUACCAUUAUACACCCCUACCCACAGGUCAACCAGUACCAUUAUACACCCCUACCCCCAGGUCAACCAGUACCAUUAUACACCCCUACCCCCAGGUCAACCAGUACCAUUAUACACCCCUACCCACAGGUCAACCAGUACCAUUAUACACCCUUACCCCCAGGUCAACCAGUACCAUUAUACACCCCUACCCCCAGGUCAACCAGUACCAUUAUACACCCCUACCCACAGGUCAACCAGUACCAUUAUACACCCCUACCCACAGGUCAACCAGUACCAAGGUAACAUAUUAUACACACGGUAUUCAAGUGUGAUGAAACGUACGUACUUUUAGUGGGCUGCAGGGCAGAAAAUAGUUGGUCUAAAAUAAAUCGAACCCACACACUCCACCACGUCCUUUAUUCACUAACAUACAACCAUCCUGACCAAGAUCCACCACGUCCUUUAUUCACUAACAUACAACCAUCCUGACCAAGAUCCACCACGUCCCUUAUUCACUAACAUACAACCAUCCUGACCAAGAUCCACCACGUCCCUUUAUUCACUAACAUACAACCAUCCUCACCAAGAUCCACCACGUCCCUUUAUUCACUAACAUACAACCAUCCUGACCAAGAUCCACCACGUCCCUUUAUUCACUAACAUACAACCAUCCUGACCAAGAUCCACCACGUCCCUUUAUUCACUAACAUACAACCAUCCUGACCAAGAUCCACCACGUCCCUUUAUUCACUAACAUACAACCAUCCUGACCAAGAUCCACCACGUCCCUUAUUCACUAACAUACAACCAUCCUGACCAAGAUCCACCACGUCCCUUUAUUCACUAACAUACAACCAUCCUGACCAAGAUCCACCACGUCCUUUUAUUCACUAACAUACAACCAACCUGACCAAGAUCCACCACGUCCUUUAUUCACUAACAUACAACCAUCCUGACCAAGAUCCACCACGUCCCUUUAUUCACUAACAUACAACCAUCCUGACCAAGAUCCACCACGUCCCUUUAUUCACUAACAAACAACGUUUCCAUCCUGACCAAGAUCCACCACGUCCCUUUAUUCACUAACAAACAACGUUUCCAUCCUGACCAAGAUCCACCACGUCCCUUUAUUCACUAACAAACAACGUUUCCAUCCUGACCAAGAUCCACCACGUCCCUUUAUUCACUAACAAACAACGUUUCCAUCCUGACCAAGAUCCACCACGUCCCUUUAUUCACUAACAAACAACGUUUCCAUCCUGACCAAGAUCCACCACGUCCCUUUAUUCACUAACAAACAACGUUUCCAUCCUGACCAAGAUCCACCACGUCCCUUUAUUCACUAACAAACAACGUUUCCAUCCUGACCAAGAUCCACCACGUCCCUUUAUUCACUAACAAACAACGUUUCCAUCCUGACCAAGAUCCACCACGUCCCUUUAUUCACUAACAAACAACGUUUCCAUCCUGACCAAGAUCCACCACGUCCCUUUAUUCACUAACAAACAACGUUUCCAUCCUGACCAAGAUCCACCACGUCCCUUUAUUCACUAACAAACAACGUUUCCAUCCUGACCAAGAUCCUUGCAGGAUCCAAACCUGGUUUGUUUGUGAAUAAAGGGAUGUGGUGAAACGUAUAAAUGUAAGGGCUCUAAGAUACAGUACACACACAUACACACACGUGCACACACACACAGGCACACACCCACAGGUCAACCAGUACACAUACACAUACACACACACCUAAACCCUGACAUACCCACAAACACAUGCAUGGAAACACAUGCACAUGUGCAUGCACAAACACAAACACAGACACACAUGCACACAUCCUUACAUACCCCACGCGUGCUCAUAAACCUUACACACACACACACACACACACACACACACACACACACACACACACACACACACACACACACUGUUGAACAUGAGAUCAUCUCUGACCAGUCAGAUUCUCCUCUGCGUAUUCCCUCUCUCUCUCUCUCUCUCCCCCCGUCGGAGGCGUUCCAUAUCGUUCCGCUACUCCUCAUCGGUAAUUUCCUCCGGAAAAAUAUUCUGGCUCUGCCUGUUACCUUGGCAACCUGUCCCGGAUCCCCCAGGGUUCCGGCGACGCUGUCGGAGAGAGAGACAGAUCUGCUCCUCCCUGAGAGAGCUAUAGAGGGAGAGAGAGAGACGAAGAGAGAGAGGGAGAGAGAGAGAGAGAGAGAGAGAGAGAGAGAGAGAGAGAGAGACGAAGAGAGAGACGAAGAGAGAGAGGGAGAGAGAGAGAGCGAUAGAGGGAGAGAGGAAGAGAGAGAGAGACGAAGAGGGAGAGAGAGAGAGGGAGAGAGAGUGUGACAGAGAGAAACAGAGGCGGGGGAGGCAGAAGAAGAUAAAGAGACAUUUGCAGCUAUUAAAUAUAGUCUUUCUAACAGAGGGAGGAAAGUGAUAACUAGAGGGAGGGAGAAGAGAGGAGAGGAGUCAGUAUGCAGGUUUCCAUUGACCAGGUUUAAUAGACAAAAGCAAUGUCGCAAAAAAACAAGUGUGACGUGUGAUGGAAAUGGCAGAUAUAGGACACGUUUUGUAAAGAUUGACAACAUUUUUAUCCGUUGGACAGGGGUGGAGUUUUCUUUUGUCUAACUUUAUUUAUUGCGACAAAUGAUGAUGGAAACAGUGUUUUUCAGAAUAAAUGAUGAUGGAAACAGUUUUUUUUUAAAAUAAAUGAUGAUUGACGAAUACUUUUGAAGGUAUGUGGGGCACGUGAUGUCAUCACGUAACUAUAAAGCUCCACUAGGCUACACAGGUCAUUCUAAAUGCCUACUGCUUGCCAAAUCCAUUUUUUCAACAAAAAAUUAUGUUUCAAGAAUGCCUGAAUUGCUCCGCCUUGCUUUUCUGGUUGGAUGGCAAGUUUCAUCGUAUUAUUUCAGAUCUACAGGAGUGAAAGUUUCACCAUGGCACGGACCGUGGCGAUACGUUGGCACAAUGACAAUUAUUAGAAUAUGGUAAAUAGGCCUUUUAGUCAAUUAUUGCAUUCUAUCCAUGCUGGCUUUCACCGGCUACCUGAAACAUUAAACAUAUACAGUGGGGAGAACAAGUAUUUGAUACACUGCUGAUUUUGCAGGUUUUCCUACUUACAAAGCAUGUAGAGGUCUGUAAUUUUUAUCAUAGGUACACUUCAACUGUGAGAGACGGAAUCUAAAACAAAAAUCCAGAAAAUCACAUUGUAUGAUUUUUAAGUAAUUAAUUUGCAUUUUAUUGCAUGACAUAAGUAUUUGAUAUACCAACCAGUAAGAAUUCCGGCUCUCACAGACCUGUUAGUUUUUCUUUAAGCAGCCCUCCUGUUCUCCACUCAUUACCUGUAUUAACUGCACCUGUUUGAACUCGUUACCUGUAUAAAAGACACCUGUCCACACACUCAAUCAAACAGACUCCAACCUCUCCACAAUGGCCAAGACCAGAGCGCUGUGUAAGGACAUCAGGGUUAAAAUUGUAGACCUGCACAAGGCUGGGAUGGGCUACAGGACAAUAGGCAAGCAGCUUGGUGAGAAGGCAACAACUGUUGGCGCAAUUAUUAGAAAAUGGAAGAAGUUCAAGAUGACGGUCAAUCACCCUCGGUCUGGGGCUCCAUGCAAGAUCUCACCUCGUGGGGCAUCAAUGAUCAUGAGGAAGGUGAGGGAUCAGCCCAGAACUACAUGGCAGGACCUGGUCAAUGACCUGAAGAGAGCUGGGACCACAGUCUCAAAGAAAACCAUUAGUAACACACUACGCCGUUAUGGAUUAAAAUCCUGCAGCGCACGCAAGGUCCCCCUGCUCAAGCCAGCGCAUGUCCAGGCCCGUCUGAAGUUUGCCAAUGACCAUCUGGAUGAUCCAGAGGAGGAAUGGGAGAAGGUCAUGUGGUCUGAUGAGACAAAAAUAGACCUUUUUGGUCUAAACUCCACUCGCUGUGUUUGGAGGAAGAAGAAGGAUUAGUACAACCCCAAGAACACCAUCCCAACCGUGAAGCAUGGAUGUGGAAAAAUCAUUCUUUGGGGAUGCUUUUCUGCAAAGGGGACAGGACGACUGCACCUUAUUGAGGGAAGGAUGGAAGGGGCAAUGUAUCGCGAGAUCUUGGCCAACAACCUCCUUCUCUCAGUAAGAGCAUUGAAGAUGGGUCGUGGCUGGGUCAUCCAGCAUGACAACGACCCGAAACACACAGCCAGGGCAACUAAGGAGUGGCUCCGUAAGAAGCAUCUCAAGGUCCUGGAGUGGCCUAGCCAGUCUCCAGACCUGAACCCAAUAGAAAAUCUUUGGAGGGAGCUGAAAGUCCAUAUUGCCCAGCGACAGCCCCGAAACCUGAAGGAUCUGGAGAAGGUCUGUAUGGAGGAGUGGGCCAAAAUCCCUGCUGCAGUGUGUGCAAACCUGGUCAAGACCUACAGGAAACGUAUGAUCUCUGUAAUUGCAAACAAAGGUUUCUGUACCAAAUAUUAAGUUCUGCUUUUCUGAUGUAUCAAAUACUUAUGUCAUGCAAUAAAAUGCAUAUUAAUUACUUGAAAAUCAUACAAUUUGAUUUUCUGGAUUUUGGUUUUAGAUUCCGUCUCUCACAGUUGAAGUGUACCUAUGAUAAAAAUUACAGACCUCUACAUGCUUUGUAAGUAGGAAAACCUGCAAAAUCGGCAGUGUAUCAAAUACUUGUUCUCCCCACUGCAGAUGGGAGGUCAUACAGGCUGUCGCAAUUUAUUAAUGCGCAGUUUGCCUAAAUGGGUAAUGGAAACACUUCAACACCCAUUUUUAUUUAUUUUUAUGUUUCAUCAUUACAUCCAGCUGUUUUUAUUCACACAGGAUGGUUAAAUGGAAAGGCACCCUAGCAGGCAAUUGUCGCAUCUAUUUUCUAUGCUAACUUUCUAAAUGUGGACAAAAAAUCAUUGGACAAGUUAAUGGAAACAUAGCUAGUGAGGUCUUGUCAGGUCUCGUUUGUAGAGAUUUAGGUCCAACUUGAGUUCCUUUAAGACGUGGGAGUUAGCAGAAAUCACUCUGUCAGAACAUUGCUUGUUUGUAGAGAUGGGUAUCAGAUGAAGGUCCAACCUGAGUUCCUUUAAGAUGUGCUAGUUAGCAGAUAUCACUAUGUCAGUCAGAACAUUGGCUCCAGUGGGAAUGGCCUUUCUUCUCUUCAUAGUGGAAUGUUAGCACAAACAGACUGGUACCCAGGCUAUAUAUUCCCCUAUAUAUGUAUAUAUAUAUAUUCCCCUAUAUAGUGCACUACUUAUGGGCAACAAGAUGGCACCCCGAUAUUCCCUAGCCUGAAAUCCACACCUGUUUUGUGCAGUUUGACGUACGACACAGAGUGCAAGGAGUGGAAUGUUAGCACAAACAGACUGGUACCCAGACUAUAUAUAUUCCCCUUUUAUAGUGCACUACUUAUGGGCAGAUCGUUUAUGUAGCUAACCCUGGCCAAAGGUAGUGCACUACGUAGGGAAUAGGGUGUCAAUUGAGACACAGUCUAAUGUUCCUGUCGGGCACUAAACGUCAUUUAGAGAGGAGAGAGGGAGAGAGGGUGUUAGAGGGAGAGAACAGAUUAGUGAAAUGGUGUCAGAAGAGGUUUAUUGGGGGAUUUAAAACCAUUUCCACGCUAUGCUAUGCAUUCCUCCUCCUCUCAUCUCCUCUUCUUCUCCUCUGCUCGACCUGUUAAAGCCAAGGUUCUGUUACUAAUAGAGGGAAAGGAGGGAGGGAGGGAGGAGGAAGAGAGGGAUGGAGAUAUCCUUCUUUCCGGUUGAUUUAGUUCAAUUUUUUUACUUUGGUUUGGCACGUAACACUCAGCACUUAAUCGUCAGAAGUGGAUACCUUUACAGAGUUAAAGAGGCUCUCUCACGUCAUCUCAGUUUCUAGUUCUCUGUACUUGUUUGACUUUCCAUUCUUCAUUCUGGCUAACAAGAUCAUGUACUUCACAUGUGGAAUAUUGUUGACCUUAUAAGAAGUAAACAAACUAUGAAUAAAAUGACAUCUUGAUAAAAGAAACCUCAGUGACCCCUUUGUUCCUCUUUAACACUCCUAUAACCCCUCCCCUCCUGUCCUCUCUCUCUCCACCGCUCUUCUUCUCUCUUUCUGACCUCUAACCUCUCCUGUCUCCUUUCUGUCCCACCAGGAGCGCCCCAGGAGAUGGCGGCUAGGAGCCAUGCUCUCCAGAACAUCCGCGCCGCCCGCCUCCUCCAACAACAACAACAACAACAACAACAGAACCAGCAGAUGGUCCAGAUGAACCAGGGCGUCCCAGGGGGCUCGGUGGGUCCCCAACCUGACAUGAGCCUCCCCUACAGCGGGCAGGGAGCCGGCCAGCAGUCCCUCUACAGCCUCAACCCCUCCAUGAGCCAAAUGAUGCAGCAGCAGCACCAACAGAACCAAAGCGUCCAGACCUCCAUGGGGCUACCACCAGGACACAACCCAGCGGCGCAGGCCCAGAGGCAGGCAGGAGGAGGUCCCGGGGUUGGAGGUGGAGGAGGAUACGGAGGACCACAGGGGAUGAUGAUGAACUCCAUGUCCCAGCAGCCCCUCAAGGGCCCGCCCAACGCCAAAGCCCAGGCCCAGAGGCUGCAAGGCAUGCUGGGAAUUGUAGGCGGAGGAGGAGGACCGGGAGGAGGAGGACCACAGGGAGGGAUGGGAGGGUGGCCACCCCAGCAGGGGCAGUCCCUCCAGGGGAUGGGAGGGCCAGGAGGGGUUGGAGGACCAGGCAGGACUACAGGCGAUAUGGUGAGCUUUGGCUCAGCCCAGGGGGGCUACGGUUCCAUGCAGCCUGGACCGGGACAACAGCCUCCACACCCACGCCUGGCCAAGCAGCACUUCCCUGGGCACCCACAGGGCCACCCCCACCCCCAGGCUAUGGGUCAGGGACAGCCCAUGGACCCCAGGGCUAUGAACCCUGCUGCGGGCAUGGCCGGGCCCAUGAUUGCCCCUCACAUGGCUGGACCAGGCCAGCCCAGGACCAACCAGCCCAGACCCAUGGUAAUGCCGGGACAGGGGGUGAUGGGCCAGGGCGUGCCCAACAUGGGGGCCUUCGGACAGGGGCCGGCGAUGGGGGUGGGCCCUGGAGGUGGAGGGGGGUAUGUCGGACAAGGAGGGGUAGGGGUCGGAGGUCAGCCCCAGGGCUACCAGAGGACAUCUAGUCAGGACCUGUCAUCUUACGGAUACGGGGGCGGGCAGGGGGCGCCGUCGGGUGGGGGGUUCGGAUUGGCUGAUGGGACGGGGGCGGACUUGGACACGAGUGACGGUUGGAUGGAGGAGUUCUUCCCCAACCAAUAG